Molecule: messenger RNA, 2902 nt
Organism: Anopheles arabiensis
Lineage: Eukaryota; Metazoa; Arthropoda; Insecta; Diptera; Culicidae
Exons: 2
Coding region: 938-2704 (588 amino acids)
Cellular component (GO): nucleus
Molecular function (GO): zinc ion binding
Source: RefSeq, a predicted model, not a curated record
GCAUUAAGUGCGCCGUGGAAACAAGGCUAAUGUGUGAUCAAAACAAACCCAACCAAUUCGAUGGCGAGAUAAACAACACAUUUACGUUUGUUUUAGUUAUUUGCUUAACGCGGUUUAUCAUUUUGAUACUUUUAGGUGAAUAAGUUGAGGAAUCAAAACAAUAAAUUGCAGGGCAGAGUAAGGUUUUAUGCAAGAGCGAGCGAUAAUAAUUACCAAAAAACUUUUCCAGCGUAACUGCGCGAAGUCCUUGCAAGGACUAACAGGAACACUAUUUUGAGCCCCUGAUUGUAAGCUGGUGCAUAAGAUGAAUGAUACUAACAGUGAUCCGGUUGGUGGACUUGUCCCGCCACCCCUUGUGCCUUUGCCUAAUUGUCACGCACGAGCGAAACAGGUACAGGCACGCCUGUUCAACGAGAUCCCCAUUCCCACGAGCUACAUAGCCAACUGCCGGCUUUGCUUGGGUACCCAAUUUGGAAACAGAUGUACAACCAUUAUUGACGAGCCGUUAAUCUCCAUGAUGAAGCAGGUGUUUCCCAUCGUGAUAGCGAACCAGAUAGGGCUACCGAUGAAUGUGUGCACCGAAUGCGUAAAGACGGUGGAGACAUUUUACAUGUUCAGCAGUCAGGUGUUGUCCAAUCAGAACAAGCUGUUGGCAACCUAGCCGGAUGUAAUACGUCCGGUUCAAAAUAAUGAUGGUGUGGAAUGUAGAGAAAAUCCGGUCUCGACACAAGAACCACAAGAGAACGAUCUCCGUGAGGAAUCGGAGGCUCCGAUUGAUACGGAUUUGUUGAUAAAAAUAGAAAAAGACGAUGAACAAGAAGGUUCCGACCCUUUGGCAACUACUGAAGAUAUUGUAUUCGAUGUCAUCGACGAAAUUCCCGAUUUCAAGCUGGAAGAAGAGGCAAUUGAUCUAUUCGAGCUAAACUCUGAUGCUGGGAUGGACCCACUACUGAAGGAAACAACAAACCCACUCGAGAUAAGUCCUGAUGCUGGGAUCAACUUACAAUUGGAGGUUAAGGAAGAAAUGUUAAUAGACCUGCCGUCUGAUAACGUCGAAGAAAGCGAAACACUGGCGCAAGAUUCUCGUUCCAAGGCGAAACCGAGGAAAAAACGUAAACCGAAUGUAUCUCUAGGAUCCAGAGUGUUCAAUCGUCCACUUAACUUCUGUCCAGUGCAUAGUAUCUGGUUUGAACUCAAGCAAAUAAGCAACGAGCCUGAGCUAAUAGAAAUGAACCGACGAUUAAAAGAUCAUGUAUUUAUGGAGCAGCUGAUAAACUGCUUGCAACAUACAACGGAAGAGUCAAUUUCGGUUCACUUGAUGAAUAAAUCGAUGGGCAUUCUGUUUGACGUGGAUUUCCUUGCAUCCUGUGACUGGCGCGAUCGGGAGGGAAAAAUAGCUCUGCAACACCAUUCCAAAAUUCACGAGCUGUUCAAUAGGUUGGGUGUACCGGAAGGACAAAAAAUGGCAGCGUAUAAAAUUCAGAGCUUCUUUACCCUGAAAAUACGACUCGCAAGACGACGAGCUCAAGAAUCAUUAGAAGGCGAAUUCCAGAGCGAUGAAUUGCCAUCAGAGGACCAAGCGCAGGCGAUCCUACGCAAUCUGGUAUCUAAAAAUGGCGAAGAAACCGCCAGACAAGCUGAAGAUUCUGCUUGCACACACCGAUCAGAGAAACGACGUAGAAUGUAUCCAUCGGUCCGAGAAGUUCUUAUUCAUCCAAAGCGCCAUUGUUGUUCGCUCAAACUCAAGCAAAUUAGAAGCCUUCCAGAGCUCAUCGAGUUUAAUCGUCGACUAGAAGAUGAAGAGUUCAUGAAGCAAGUCAUAAAGUAUUUGCAGUACGAGGCGAAAGAACCAAGGCCGGAUCUCCUUAUGAAUAAAUCGUUGGACAUGUUGAUGGACAGGCAUUUCUUUAUAACCUGCAGCUGGCGUGCAGAAGAUGGCAUGAAAUCAUUGCAAUAUCAUUCAAAGUUUCUUGAGCUGUUUAGUAGAUUGGGUGCGUCACAGGGAACGAAAUUGCCUCUAUUCAAAAUUCGUGGUUAUUUUCAACUUAGACUCAUCUAUAGAAAACGACGAGCCAAGGCGUUCGAUUCAUCGCGUGGAAUUGUGGAUGAAGUAAAGGAGAUGGAUGAGAGUGAUGCAGAACUUCAUGAAGAGGACAUGCAAUAUAAAAUCGAAGGUGGACCUCCGAGCGGAACUAUAGAAGAAAGUGUAGAACAAGCUCAGGAUACAUGUUUCCGAGAAAAGCCGAAGAAACGUGGUAAAACUAGUAAAGCGCCGAUGCGAUCAGUUCGCUUUGAUUCUGGUGCUAGUUGCUGUACACUCGAGCUCAAGCAAAUUACCAGUGCUCCAGAGAUAGAAGCAUUUAAUGAACGGCUGGAAGAGGAUGAGUUCAGGGAGCAAGUCAUAAGUUAUAUACAGUUUGAAACGGGCGAAAUAAGGCCAGAUCUCUUGAUGAACAAAUCGCUUGACAUUCUGUUUGAUAAACAUUUCUUAACGGGCGUGGGUUGGACUGGACAAAGAGGAAAAAUAGCUUUCCGACAUAAUUCAAACAUUCUCGAACUGUUUAAAAGGCUGGGUGCAUCAAAUGGUGUGAACGCAUCAUCAGAACAAGUAAGACGCUUUUUUGAGCGAAAAUUUUUUAAAGCGAAACAACGAGUAAAUUGCCCGACUUUCAUCCGAUGUUUAGGGUCUAAGGGUGUAGAAUAGAAACUAGAGUUGGGCAAAACGCACAAAAAAGCGGAACUGGGUCCGGACGAUUCCAACAAAUUUCGGACCCAGUUCCGAAGGGUAGGUUCAAUCCGACAAGCCGGAACCGCCCGGAAUCGUCUGGAAUCGUCUGGAAUCGUCGGAAUCGUCGGAAUCGUGCGGAGUCGUUGGAACCGUCCGGAAUCGUCCGGAAUCGUC